Messenger RNA from Wyeomyia smithii (pitcher-plant mosquito), 1748 nucleotides. Its product is annotated as proteoglycan 4-like. The record is from RefSeq and is a predicted model, not a curated record. The coding region runs from base 339 to 1592 and encodes 417 amino acids. Lineage: Eukaryota; Metazoa; Arthropoda; Insecta; Diptera; Culicidae. The transcript is spliced from 5 exons.
AGCUUCGGAUGUAGGACGAAUGUGACGAUUUUUUGUUCUUGGCUCCAAAACGCCAACAAGUUUUACUUAAGUAGAUAUUUUUUCAUAUUUGAGAUAAUAAUUAUUAACUUAUCGACCGAAUGGGAAGUGAUUUAUUGUGUUGAGUGGACGGGACUACGAAGACGCUCGGAUCAGGAUGUUAAGCAUAACUUGAUUACCGAUGGUGUUAGUUGAUGUGCAGUGCUAAUGUUGUGUACUAAUAAAUACCGGACCUGCAAAGAAAAAACCUGUUUAUUUUCGUUUGUAUGAAUAACUAGAAGAAGACACACCCGGAACUAAGCCAACCCAUUCGAACCAUUAUGGAAAAGUCAAUAGUUUUGACGCUGGCAGUGCUGACGCUGAUUGUUGCCGUACGAGCGGUGGAUAACGAAAAUAUUAACAUCAACGUAAAUGUCGAUCCCGAGUCGAAAACCUACCACCAGUUCAAAACUCGGGAAGGAUCCUUCAACUAUGGUUACAACGUCGCCAAAAAGAAGUUCAAUCAGUUUCAGCACAAAGUUCGCGGACCGGAUGACGUCACGUACGGUUGCUACGGGUUCGUUGAUCCGGACAACGGCACACAUCUGUACCACUACGUGUCCGAUCUGAAAGGCUAUCGCAUUGUAUCGUUCAAUCAAACCACCAAAAUUUACCGGCAACGGGUAGCAGACAGUGUAAAACAACUCCUGGAAGCGGUUGAAGAAAGCCUGCCGUGGGACCGGUUAUACUUCCCGGAAGUUUGCCGUCAUCUCUAUCUCAGCCAGAAAGAGUCCAAUCAGUUCAGUCUACCCGAGGGUGCUAUCGUUGCUAAAGAUGGCUCAGUAAUCUUCGACCCGUCGGCAGCACCAGCACAACCGACGUUCCGUCAGCAACCACGACCGGCAACGCCAAGUCCAGCUACCCCAGCACCAACGCCUCGUCCACCUGCUCCGACGAGAGGUCCAGCCGUUGAACCGCCGAGGUACUAUCCGACUAGUCCGAGACCCCUUGCGACAACUCCUAGAUCUACUGUCGCGAUCCCAAAACAAACUUUUAACGAUGUCCCAUCGAAAAUACCAGUGAAACCGAUUGAACUGAAGCCAGUUGUCAAACCCACCAGUAGGGCGGAGUUCGGUACACGAAGGCCUCCUGAAAAUUCAAUUCUAAAUUUGGCAACAUCACAAACCGAGACCGUGGUAAAACCAAACAACAUCGAUCGCGUUGAUUUGAUUGCAAUUGGUCAAGAUGUUCAGGACGUAAAAGCCACGUUGAACAAACUAAUCACUCAUUUGCUUUCGCGGGAUCACGACUGCAAUACACCUACUGACAACGGUUAUAGGUCAAAUAACAUUCCAGAAUAUCCAACUAGUCACGGGACAGGUCCUACGCAAAGAAUAGAGAGUCAACCAGUGUCACAAGGUCCAGGUCGGCCGGGACAGAUUGCCGCCUAUCUUCCCCUGAUUCUGACGGAUUACGUUUCCGGGACACCCUUUGCGCAUGCGCCGAGUGACCCAAACAUUGGAGGUGAAUCGGUUAGGCUGGCGCUUCCUGCCUACCCUAUUCCCCAAUGUCCGGUUUGCCAGGGGAAAAAGUGAACCAGUGCUUCAAAAUACAUGCAAAAAGAUAAACGAAUUUAAACCUACCAUGUUCGUGAAUCCUUAUAAAAAAUCAUUGGACUCUCUAACAUGUUUAAGAUCUUCCACCUUAUGUGAUUUCAUUCUAGUUGCAAACUUUACUCAAUAAAUAUUAAG